AUGGCGCCCAAAGAGGACCAUCAGCACAUUGGGGUUAUCCAACUGCUUCUUCAUUUCAAGUGGACAUGGAUUGGGAUUUUUGUGGUUGAUAACAACAAUGGAGAAAAUUUCUUACAGAAAAUGCAGCCUUUGGUUUCAGAGAACGGAAUCUGCUCAUCGUUCAUAGAAAGGCUUUCAGAACAAAUAUACUUGGAAGACUACAUAAAACUUGAUCACACCCUCUCACAUAUUUCCAUUCAUUUGAUGAGCAGCAAAACCAAUGCGUUUCUCGUCUAUGGAGAAUCAUUGGCAAUGAUGUGGCUGAGAGUUGUCAUGUUUCUGGUAGAUCCUGAAAGCAAGGAAACGGCAUUAUUAAGAAAGGUGUGGAUCAUGACUGCACAGAUCGAUUUUCUACUAUCAGGCACUCAAAUCAGUUUGGCUCUCCAGAUGUUCCAUGGGACUAUUUCCUUCUCCGUUCAUUCAACAGCAGUUGCAGGUUUCAAGGAAUUUCUUCAGGCCAUCAAUCCUCUUUCAGACAGCAGAGAUGGGUUUCUGCACAAUGUUUGGGAACAAUCAUUUGAUUGUUCAUUUCCAAAACCAGAAUUACAAAAAAUGCAGACUCAUGCUUUGCAAGCUCUGUACAUGUUAAGGUUUAAUAAGAAGAAAACUAAGAUGGAUAAAGAACCAGACCUUCCACAUUUGAAGGCUUGGCAGAACCUUCCGUUUUCUCAAUGCAAUGAUCCUUGUUUCCCUGGAUAUUGGAAGAAAGGAAUUGAGGGAAAUCAAUUCUGCUGCUAUGACUGUGUUCCAUGCCCAGAAGGGAAGAUUUCAAAACAAAAUGAUAUGGAUGACUGUUUUGAAUGCUCAGAAGAUCAUUAUCCAAAUAAAGAAAAGAAUGGAUGUAUUCUGAAACCAGUGGUGUUUCUCAAUUUGGAAGAAACUUUAGGAAUUGUUUUAUCCUCAGCAGCUCUUGGUUUCUUCUUCUUGACAUCUUGGGUACUUGGAACUUUCAUUAAGUACAAGGAUACUCCCAUUGUCAAAGCCAACAACCAGUUACUCACCUACAUCCUGCUUGUGUCUCUUCUGCUCUGUUUUCUCUCCUCUUUCUUCUUCCUCAGCCAACCUGGCAAAGUGACCUGCCUUCUCCGACAAUCAAUAUUUGGUAUCACCUUCUCAGUAGCCAUUUCUAGUGUACUGGCUAAAACCAUCACUGUGGUUGUUGCUUUCAUGGCCACUAAACCAGGAUCUCAGAUGAGGAGAUGGGUGGGGAAAAGAUUAUCUCUUUCUACUGUCCUUUCCUGCUCUCUCUUCCAAGUAUGUAUUUGUAUCCUUUGGUUGUCAACAUUUCCCCCAUUCCCUGAGUUGGACAUGCACUCAGAGCUCCAUGAAAUGAUUUUACAAUGCAAUGAAGGGUCAGCCUUCUUCUUCUACUGUGUCUUGGGCUACAUGGGAAUCUUGGCCAUUGCCAGCUUUACUGUAGCUUUUCUUUCCCGUAAAUUACCUGACAGCUUUAAUGAAGCCAAGUUCAUCACCUUCAGCAUGUUGGCCUUUUGCAGUGUGUGGAUCUCCUUCUUUCCAGCCUAUCUGAGCAUGAAAGGAAAAGCCAUGGUAGCUGUGGAGGUCUUCUCCAUCUUGGCCUCCAGUGCUGCAUUACUAGGAUGCAUAUUUUUCCCAAAGUGCUACAUCAUUGUUUUGCAGCCUGACCUCAACCAAAGGGGGAAACUCAUAAAGAAGAAUUAA
Pantherophis guttatus is the source of this 1719-nucleotide messenger RNA. The record is from RefSeq and is a predicted model, not a curated record. NCBI's taxonomy places the organism in Eukaryota, Metazoa, Chordata, Lepidosauria, Squamata, Colubridae.